Messenger RNA from Monosiga brevicollis MX1, 1017 nucleotides. RefSeq lists its product as uncharacterized. The record is from RefSeq and is a predicted model, not a curated record. The transcript has 5 exons. NCBI's taxonomy places the organism in Eukaryota, Choanoflagellata, Craspedida, Salpingoecidae. The coding region runs from base 1 to 1017 and encodes 338 amino acids.
AUGCCGGCUCUUCUUCUUCUUCGUCUUCGCCUUCUUCUUCUUCUCCUUCUCCUCCUCCUCCUCCUCCCCUACCGCUGUCUCUGGCCGAGAAGGCUGGCCUGUUGGCAGAUCAAGUCGCACGCCCAGCAUCCACCGCAAGCAACCCCCUUUGUCCAAAUGGCCCAAAUUCUGGCACGUGUCUCUAUCCCGGGCCUCUGUCCGGGCCGCACCAUCUGGCGUGUCUGUGUGCCACGACCGCACCAGCCCCACUACCCUCCCUCCGUUCCCCCACACUCCACACCACCGGGAAUAGUAGAAUGGGUCCUCGAACGCUUGCUUCGAUCACGUCGCGCCUUCUACAACAUAUGCUGCUACGCCUGCAUCUUCUAUCUUAAGCCUUGGAAAAAAACGGGCGCCGCCGCAACGGUCAACCCCUCCGCAGAUGAGGCCUCGCCCAACGUUAGCUUUGCCCAGAGUGAGGAGCGUGGUACACGCACUGAGACAGAACGCAUCAAGAUCGAGGGUACCACCCACCACCGCUCCCAACGGACCACGACGACUACUAGCUCCAUCACCUCCAUGCUACAGGAAUCGACCCUGCGGCGAGAGGAUGUGCAAGCCGAGAUCGACGCCGUCCAAGGGCUUUUCGCGCGCGAGGCCACCCUCUUUGCCGAACUUCGAGCCGCUGCCCUAGCCAGCUCCACCUCAUCCACUCGUCGUGAGGAGGAAGAUAUCCUACUCGAGUGCAACACGCUCCGCUCCCACUUGCAAGCCGUCGAUACCAAGCUGGACACCUUGGCAAGCACCGUGGCCCAAGCCUCAAACAGCUCUCCUCACCCCGCGAGCACAUGCUUGUGUGCACUUUGGUGGAUGCUGCCUUUGCUUGCGCUGCUAUUCCUUGUAUGGCACGGCUUCGUGCUGGCCCAGGUGGAUUGCCGCGACGACCUGAGCUGGCUUGACAAUGUAGCCCUCAACGUAACAACGGCUCUCGUCAACGUCGCCACCCACGUCAUGGAUGUCCCUGUCGACGUCAUGUAG